GUAUGUACUACUGCCAGAGAGUUUUCGGGGCGGGGGUAGAGUAGAGUAGUGCUUUCUUGGCAUGGUUCGCGACGCACUUACCGCACCUACCUCUACAGCGCCGGAGGAUCAUCUGUUCUGCUUCCUUCUGGACCAGGUUGCCUUCGCUAUUAACGGCGCUCUCGUCGUACCUCGAGCUUGUCAUUAUUGCUAUAACACAUGCAGUCCUGUUAGUUAAUUUAUUGCGUUUAGUUAACAAGGUGUAGUGAGAUCAGUGCCUCUGGAUUUGUUUCUUUUAUUUUUAGCAACCAUUCACGAUGAGCGGGCGAGGUGUCAGACGUCGUGGGGUGGUUGCACACCUGAAAUAUGUCAAUAACCACUUAUGGAAACUUCACAUGGAAGUUAUUCAUGGUAUGGAGUAAAAGAGCAGAGUCUAUAAACAAAAUGGGAUCCCAAGUUGUUCCACAAACAUUUCAUGACAUGGAUAUUUUCCCCUCAUCAUCUCAAGUUCAUGAGAUGUUACAAUGUGCCAAUGAAUGCUCAAAGAGACAAAAUGGAGAUUAUAUUACAUUUGGAGAAUUUUGUGUGUAUGCAUCAGAAUUAAAAUCCUGUUAUGAAAAUAAAAUUCCUCGUCCAACUCCUCUAUCCAAAUCAGCUAAAGAAACCCGGAAAUUAAGCAAUAGAAGGAGAAGUGCUGUACAGCGGUCUUCAAAAUAUCAAGUAUUCCUUGGUGGUUCAUGUAAUCCUACUACUUGGAGAAGAGAUAUUGCUAUACCUUUCUUUAAAAAACUGGGAAUUACAUACUACAAUCCACAAGUUGCUCAGUGGGGUCCAGAACUGAUUGAACUUGAAAAUCAAGCUAAGCAAAAUGCUGAAGUUAUGUUUUUUGUGAUAGAUAAUCAAACAAGAUCUGUAGCAUCUAUGAUAGAAGCUUCUCAAAUAGCUGGGACACAAAGAAAACUAAUACUAGUAAUACAUGAAUUUGAGAAACCUGGAGCUGUUGUAAUGGGAGAAACUGUUACAGAAAAGGAAUUCCGAGAUUUGCAGCAAGGUCAGCGAUAUCUCCAAGACUUAGUAGAGAGACAGGGCAUUCCUGUUUUCAAUAAUAUUGACCAUGCUGUCCAGUGUACUGCUACUAUUCUACAAAAGAAUAUCAAACCUCAGGAUUUAACAAUUGCAGAUGCUGCACAACCAGUUAAAAUGGCAUACAUACAGAUUGGCGAUAAACUUAUAAAGUUAAAAGAAGUAUUUGAUGACUUGGAUUCCGAUGGCUGUGGAGAGAUCACACUAAAAGAUGUUUGCAUGGCAUUUAAAAUACUUACAAGUUCUGAGCUGCCUAUUGAGAAGUUGAAAGCAGUUGUACUUCAACAAAAAGGUUUCCCUAGCGAUACCCUAAAAAAUUCUUCCUUUGAAAACUGCAGAAUAGAUUUCAAUCAGUUUUGUUGUAUCAUGACAGAGUUUAGGAGUGAGGCUGAAAGUGGAUCACUGAACUUUGCAGCUGUGAAAAGUAAAGCAUCAGAUUUCCUUUGCUCAGUUUUAACACCAUUGUCCAAAUUAGUAGAUUGGAUACGUCCAGGAAGUACAUCAGAUUCAGAUAUCAGAAAUGUAGGUAAUGAUGUGUCUUACGAUGCUACCUUAAGAGAUGUUUAUUUAGGUGGUACUAGGAAACCAUCAACCUGGAGAGAAGAUAUUGCAAUUCCUCUGUUAAAAAAAAAAGGUUUGACAUAUUUUUCCCCUCAGGAUGGUGUGUGGAGUGAAAGAUUAAUUCCUAUGGAAGCUACAAAUAUGGAAAAUAGCCAAGUCUUACUUUUUGUAAUAAAAAAUGAUUCCAGAUCUUUAGCCGAUAUGAUUUUAGCAGCUCAUUAUGUUGGUCUUGGAUGUCAAGUUGUUCUUUGUAUCCAGUACAUACCAGAUGAUACGGAAAUCGAUGGAGAAAAGCUGUCUACUCAGGCUGUCAAAGAUUAUAACAGAGGACGUGUUUAUCUUUCGGACUUAGCAACUAGAGCAGGUGUGCCAGUUUUUGAAGAAAUUGAUGAAGCUGUUAACUGUGCUGUGAAUAUGUGUCUCCAAAAUUCUUAGUUUGUAAACUUUUCAGGAGAAAUCCUGGAACUUUUGAAGAUCUGAUAUUAUUCCACAAACUUCAGCAUUAGACUUUAAUGGCAGUUUGUUUGGAAUUACAGACAUUGCAUUGUGUCCUUCUAUCAUCAGAUGUGAAACAUACGCACAGAGUUUUUAGUUGUUUUUGUUUUACACAUUGCUCAUGUGUUGGUAAAGAUUUUAGUUGUGUCCUGUUUUUUUUACUCAGCGAGUUGAACUUUUCUACUGUUUAAUAAUAAAUUAAAUUAUGAAUAAUUCUUUAAUAUAUUACACUGAAAUGGGACAUAAUUUGCCAUACAGACUGUUGAGAAUCAUGUUCGUGAAGGAUAAAUCUAAGAUUUUUAAUUAAUGUAAAAAAUAUUAAUUACAAUUUUUUUUUUUUUUUAAAAUUGUAUAGAAUGUAUCAAGAAGAGUAUCCUUUCGUUGUAAGUACAGUUUACCACAUCUGAAAUGCAUUAUUUUUCCUAUUCAGAACUGCCUCAUUUUUAUUACAUUUAAAAGUAUUCCUGUAAUUUUAAGUUGUUUAUUAAAUGAUUUCUUGAAAAGUAGAAUGCGACUGCAAAGAGAACAUUAAAAUUUUACCUGAAUACUUAAAUAUAAAUUUGAUAAUUUUUUGUUUGAAUCAUGGGAAAAAAGAGAAGCAUUAGAAAUAAGUAUUAAUUAGUGAUGUAGAUUAUUCUUCGUUUUUGGCAAUGUUCCACUGUACAUUAUCGAUUAUUAACAGUAUUAGCACUACCAUAUAGUUAGGCCUUAAAAAGCAGUGUAUUAUUUUUUUACAAUAUGUGUUUAAUAUGUGUUAUGUUUGUUAUGUGUCAUAUGUGUAAAAGGUAAUUUUUAAGUUUUCGCAAAAUGCAAAUUUCUAAUUUGGUUUAAUUGCAAAAUGGUAUUAUUUCAACUUCUUUAAUUGAAAAUAAUUAAAGCAUUGAGAUUAGAAAUGGUGUGUACCACCAUUUAUCCAAAUUAAAUUUUUUGUGCCGAAACACAAUAUAUGAAGAAAUGCUGCAAGUCAUUUUCCCUUGGAAAAUAUAUUGGUAUGGUGAGAACAAAACAGAAGCCGAUAGAAAGAUUUUUAAAUCUUAAAAAUUUCAAAGCAGCAACUACCACUUUUCUGGUCUUGGUCAUCUGGUUUGAAAAUACUUUUUUUUACAUAAUUAAGCUGUUAUGUGCACAUGAAUUUGUUUCUGAAAUACAAGAUUCUCCACUAGCUUUAAUAUUAUGUUUUGUAACAUUUAUAACAAGCUUAUAAUUCUUCAAAAAUAUUAUUUAUUAAUUAUGUUAUUAAAACUUAAAAAAAUAUUAUGACCUGUACACUUUACCGUAUUAUAAGAAUUGGAAAUCAAAUAGGCAUAAACGAUAUUCAUAUGACCUGUGGUUAAUUUAUUACUCCUUAUAUAAACAUGGAAAAUCUGAGACAAAUAAUAUUUUUUGGUUUCCUAAUAGCUCAUUUGUGUGAUUGCUUUGUAAAAUGUUUGUUUUAAUAUAAUUUUUAAUAUAUUGUAUAUAUGUAUUAAGGGACCAACCACAGUUUAAAUAUUCUUUUUAAUUGAGAUUUUUUUGUUAUGAAAGACAGAUUUUUGCAUAUUUUGCUUUUUACAUCCAUGUGUUUUUUAAGAACUGAUUCCAUACUGCUAAAUUAUUAGCAUUAAAAUUAAAUAUGGAAACUGCAGAUAUUGAAAACCAUUUGCUGGGGAAAUUUUAUUUCAUAACCUAAAUCUUUUAUGAAAUAGCAUGUGUAUUUUAAAACUUCAUAGUAUUAUUUAUGUAUUUACCAAUUGCUUUUUGUGAUAAUGAAAAUUAUUAUUUUAAUGAUUAAUAAUUACAGUAGUUGCUAAUGUUAACAAAAAAUAUAACUGAUUCAUAUAACAAAUAUCAGUUCUUGUAGGGUGUAUGAUUAUUAAGGCUGUUAGGUGUUAAUUUAGGGGGAUUUUUUGAAAAAUAAUUUUGCUAACUUCACUAAGGUGUAACUAUUGUAUAUAUUUUCCUGAAAACAACAAUUAAAUCUUUAUAUAAAGUUC
Stegodyphus dumicola is the source of this 4091-nucleotide messenger RNA. It is a transcript of the gene raw, whose product is annotated as NDT-like domain-containing protein raw. The record is from RefSeq and is a predicted model, not a curated record. NCBI's taxonomy places the organism in Eukaryota, Metazoa, Arthropoda, Arachnida, Araneae, Eresidae. Gene Ontology annotation, molecular function: calcium ion binding. Gene Ontology annotation, cellular component: plasma membrane.